AUGGAUGUGUUGGCUAUUUGCGUUGAAUUUGUCAUUGGAUUAGAGGAAGAUCAAUCAUCUCCUUUUUCUGAUUUUACAGAAGAAUUGCCUGUUAUUAAGGAAAAGAUUGUUCAAGCUGCCGAUAGUAACCACUAA
Molecule: messenger RNA, 135 nt
Organism: Entrophospora sp. SA101
Lineage: Eukaryota; Fungi; Glomeromycota; Glomeromycetes; Entrophosporales; Entrophosporaceae
Source: the annotation of a GenBank genome assembly